This is a messenger RNA of Physella acuta, 2300 nucleotides long. RefSeq names its product alpha-(1,3)-fucosyltransferase C. The record is from RefSeq and is a predicted model, not a curated record. Gene Ontology annotation, molecular function: fucosyltransferase activity. Gene Ontology annotation, cellular component: membrane. NCBI's taxonomy places the organism in Eukaryota, Metazoa, Mollusca, Gastropoda, Physidae.
AUGAUGCGCACACCUCACGUGUAGGUGUACUCACCUUCGAGGGGUCAAUGGGAUUUGUUCGUUGUGACAGAGUGAGUUGUGGGACAUAGUUUCAAACAUGGCAGUUUUGCGUGCAGUUCGCUUUCCUAUUCGAAGAAUAUACUUUGUGUGUGCGCUUAUAGCCCUAGGUACCGUUCUCGCCUUGAGUUUUGUUUUGAAUGUGGCCAACUUCAGCGUCGUUGACAAGAGGAGGUACCUCAACCUCCAACGAUUCCGUGACACGCCCCUGGAUAAAGUUUUACCUGUCACACAUUACAUAACGGAGGCAACAGGUGUGCAAGACAGUCCUCGUGUGAUUUAUCUCCCCCAAACAAAGGAAAAACCAGACACAACUUCGAUAUCAGUUUCAACGGGAAAACCAACACAAUCGGAAAAACCCAAUGCUUUGGAAAUUCCCAGAACAUCGGAAGUUCCCAAAGUUAACGGUAAUUUUACUUUCGAUUGCCUGCCGACCCCGUUUGUCUGGUGCAAGGAUCGUGUUCCCACAAAGAUUCGAGCAAGUGGUUCAGCCACCAAGAAAAUCAGAAUAGCUGCUAUGCGUAUGCCGUCCUGGGUGACUGAAAGUGACCACUUUAACUUCAGUUACUGCCCUUACAAGAACUGUAUCUUCGACGGGGAGUUAAUCACGGAGAAGACGGAAGUGGUGGUGGUAGAUGUGGUGGAGCUGGCGUUUACGGUGGUGAUGCCGCCGAGGUGGCCGCAUCAGCUGUACGUGGCCACGGCGUGGGAGUCACCUGUGCACAUGUUUAAUUCCGUUACAGACUCAGGUCAAACCUCCGAAUGGAAUUCGGCCUUCAACUUGACCAUGACCUAUAGGGUCGAUGCGGACAUGUUCUCACCCUACGGGCACCUGUUGUACACCCCACCUGACCCACGGGCUAAGCCGGAUUAUUACGCUCUAGCCAAAAACAAGACGAAGACUGCCUUUUGGCUUGUUAGCAACUGUGAUGCCACCUCCCACCGUGAGAUGUACGUCAAAGAAAUGAAGAAAUACAUAGACGUGGACAUCUACGGUGCCUGCGGCGAGUCCUGUGGUGAGCGCUGCCUGACAGACCUGCCGCGCAUGUACAAGUUCUAUCUGGCCUUUGAGAACUCUUUCUGUACCGAUUACGUCACGGAAAAACUCUUCAAAAUUUACAAGCCAGAGCUCCACGUGAUUCCCGUCGUGCUGGGGAAGUUACCGUACAAUUCCUAUUUUCCGAAGAGUACUUUCGUCAACACGGCUGAUUUUCCGACGCCCGAGGCUUUGGCUCUCCACCUCAAGGACCUGGGUUCGGAUCUCACGCGGUACAGUAGGUAUCUUGAAGAGAAGGAUAAGUACGUGUCGCAUGAUACAGGUCAGAUAGGCUGUAUGCUAUGUGAAUACUUCAGCACCAAGAAGAUACAAAGGAAAGUUUAUAACCUCAGAGAAUGGAUGAGUGUUGGUCAUUGUGAUACUAAAGACGAGGUUGAUGCUGUUAAAGAGGUCGAUUGAUUACACAUUGUAAUUAGAAAAUUUUAGUGUUUGUAAUUUUUUUAUUUUUUUUUUUUUGUAAAGGGAAGCAAAUCUGAUGGGUAGAUAACUUUUGUUUAUUCAUCAACAUUAGGCUCUUUCGAGGAAUAAAUGCAACCUGUGUAAAUUUGAUCUUGCUACGGAAAGAUGACAUUAUCAAAGCAUCUUUUUUUCCCCAUUUUUUUGUUGUUCAAAUAUUAUGAAAACUAAAAAAAAAAUGUCCAGAGGCUACCGAAAUAUUUGUUCAUAAAUAGUUCAUAAAAUUUCAAAUACAUUUUUAAGACCCACUUAAACAAUCAUAGAAACCCAAAGUGUUUGAUAAUAGGGUCGCAUAAUCUGUCUCAAUUAAAUAAUUUACAAAAUCAAAGUAGUAGUUAUCUCUAACCUCUAUUAAAUUAGUUUGAUAAAUAUUAAGUAGUUAUAUAUAACCUUCGUUAAAUGUGUUUGAUAAACAUUAAGUAGUUAUCUAUAAUCUUCGUUAAAUGUGUUUGAUAAACAUUAAGUAGUUAUCUAUAAUCUUCGUUAAAUGUGUUUGAUAAACAUUAAGUAGUUAUCUAUAAUCUUCGUUAAAUGUGUUUGAUAAAAAUUAAGUAGUUAUCUAUAACCUUCGUUAAAUGUGUUUUAAAAACAUUAAGUAGUUAUCUAUAACCUUCGUUAAAUGUGUUUUAAAAACAUUAAGUAGUUAUCUAUAACCUGUAUUAAAUGUGUUUGAUAAACAUUAAGUAGUUAUCUGUAACUUCCGUUAAAUGUGUUUGAUAAACAUUAAGUA